AAGCACACACACACAAACCUUUUUGUCAAAUUUUUUACGUGAAACAUGAAACAAAAUUCCUCAAAACCCACGACGACAGUUCCGCCAUCGAAGGCGGGAAGCCGUGCUUCGAUGCAACGUGGACACCAUAAUCAUCAGCAGGGGCAGCAGCAGCAGCAGCAGCAGAUGGCUUUUCACCAGCAGCAGAUGCAACCGGCUGCAGUAACGUUCCAGCAGCAAGCCUCGUAUCAGCAAGCACCACAACAUCUUCACCUUCCCCACAUGCAGCAACAGCCGAUGGGGUGCAUAGUGUUGCCGUCAGGCACGAUGCACCAACAACCGCAGCACACCACGUACAUGACCCAACAGCCCGGGCUGCAGCCAAACGCGGGUAAUUCCGCCGGUCCCAUGUAUGUCGGUUCGGCUAUGGUCCAGCAAACAUCUCCCCAAGCCGGACCGGCCGGCUUUUCGACAUCGGCCCAACCACCGGUAGGAUAUCUGCAAACCACCCAGCACCAGCCAUCGAUGGCAGCACAGCAGGUACAGCAACGACCUAACUACCAGCCAACCGUGGCAGACUUUGUGGCAGGUAAUGCUGUCGCUGCCGGCUACCCUGGUACACAUCAACCGUACAAACAGCAACAUCAGCAGUCGCAGUCAAUGCAAUCCUUUCAAGAAGCUCCAACUUCCUCGUACCCGAUCCAUAUGCCGUCGACACAUCAUCCGGAAGGCUCAACGACGGAAGCUCAUUAUUUCUUCGAUGCGAACUGCACGAUGCCGGUCGUACAACAACAGCAAGCCCCGUCAACGGUGACCGGAUGCAGAAACCCGAAGUGUACUGGCUGUAAAUCCUUUCGACACAACUAACAGGCCGAGGUUGAUCAAAAAGACCCCGCCACAACACAACAAGUGCCUGCUGACCGGUUGAGCAGGAAAAUGGGCAUCGAAUAAAUGUGUAUAUUCUUUUACUGAAA
Anopheles gambiae (African malaria mosquito) is the source of this 953-nucleotide messenger RNA. Its product is annotated as putative cyclin-dependent serine/threonine-protein kinase DDB_G0272797/DDB_G0274007. The coding region runs from base 46 to 846 and encodes 266 amino acids. The record is from RefSeq and is a predicted model, not a curated record. NCBI's taxonomy places the organism in Eukaryota, Metazoa, Arthropoda, Insecta, Diptera, Culicidae. The transcript is spliced from 3 exons.